Messenger RNA from Anthostomella pinea, 576 nucleotides. Lineage: Eukaryota; Fungi; Ascomycota; Sordariomycetes; Xylariales; Xylariaceae. The record is from the annotation of a GenBank genome assembly.
AUGGCACCAAGCGAAGCUACCAUCCUGCGCAACUACCUCCUCCUCCCCUCCCGCCUGCCGACAAUCAUAUCGCUGCAAGAGUUCACCUCGUUCUUUCCGAAGUCGCAACAGGCGUCCCCCCAGAUACGUGCACUGUACCGCGACCUCCAGCAACAGCGCAAUGCACUCGUCGACGGUGUGGCCGCGAACAUCGACAGGGAGGUCAAAUCCGGGAAGGCGCUGCGGCGGGCAGUAAUCAAGGCGAAGAGAGAGGCGGACGUGGAGGAGCUGGAUGACGAAGUCGAGAUUGAAAGAGCGUUGUUCGGAUCUACCUCGAGUACGAACCAGCCGAAGAAACACUCUUUGUUAAGCAUCACACCCGACAUGGACGAGGCAGCCACCGACAUGGAGCGCGAAGUACAGCAAUUGGAAGAGGAGGAAGCUGCCCUUCUGGAUACUGUGAAGCAAACUGCUGGGAACAUGAGCGACCUCCGCUAUGGGCGACUCGCCAAUUCCAAGCUCAGAGCUGAAGUCCUGGAUGGUCUACAAGGUAUACAAGAAGUGUGCAAGCAAAAGACGCCAGAAAAGCCCGAGUGA